CUGCUUUCCAGUUGGGCCUUCUGGAAGGAGAAAUAAGUGACUUGCUGCGGGGCAUACAUCAAGUACGAACACCCCAACCGGGAGCUCGUGAUGAAAUCGCACACGUGGAGGAAGAUGGGUACAUUAAACAGAAGGAAAUUGGUUCAGAGGAUAUCUGCUCUAUUUGCCAAGAGGUGCUUUUAGAGAAAAAGCUUCCCGUCACCUUCUGCAGGUUUGGCUGUGGCAAUAAUGUUCACAUAAAAUGCAUGAAGGUCUUAGCUAAUUAUCAGGAUAUGGUAUCAAACACAUCCAUGUUGAAAUGUCCUCUGUGCAGGAAAGAUUUUGCACCACUAAAACUUAUUUUGGAGGAAUUUAAAAACUCUAGCAAACUUGUGACUGCAGCUGAGAAAGAGCGACCAGACAAACAUCUUGGAAUUCCCUGUAACAGCUGUAAACAAUUUCCAAUUGAGGGGACGUGUUAUAAGUGCACUGAAUGUAUAGAAUUUCACUUAUGCCAGGAAUGUUUUGAUAGCUGUUGUCAUCUUUCUCACACAUUUACAUUUCGGGAGAAGAGAAACCAGAGAUGGAAAUUACUAGGGAAAAAAACAGAUGCAGUUGUAAAAUAUGCAGAUAUUACAAAGAAGAUAGAAGAAAAGAUGCCACAUUUUCAAGAAAAGCAAGGCCAGGUUUACACACCAAAAUAUGUUGUAAAGUCACUACCUCUCCUACUGAUUACAAAACAUAGUAAGCUGCUUGCUCCAGGCUACCAGUGUCGACUUUGUUUAAAGGCAUUUUGUCUUGGUCAACAUACAAGGUUGCUACCAUGUACUCACAAGUUUCAUAGAAAAUGUAUUGACAGUUGGUUAUUCCACAAAUGCAAUUCAUGCCCUAUUGAUGGACAAGCUAUAUAUAAUCCUUUAAUCUGGAAAGAUACAGCAAUGAAUGGACAAGGGCAUCAGUCUGUUUCAAACAUAGACAUCACUCAUCCAUCAAAGCAGGAAGAACCAGAACUUUUUAUUCCUGGUACUGGAUUAGUCUUAAAACAAAAUAAACUUGGAACUUUACCUAGCUUACCUCAACAUAUUUCUGAAAAAUCUAAAACACCUCCAAGUCCAACAGAUAUCUAUCAGAAUAUAACAGUAGAUGACCUUUGCUCUGUAAAGUUGGAUAAUUCAAGUGCAAGAAAAUUAAUCUAUGAAUAUAAAAUCAGCCAACAUUUCCCCAAGUAUCUUCAGGAUUUACCCACAAGAUCAUUUGAGAAAAUGUCAUCUCAAACCUUUUUUCCUUCUAUUGCUCAUAAAAAUAUUACAUGUCUCACUGGAACGGAAAAUUCAUGUAUCAGUGAAAAAUACCGCACCAGUCAAAGCCAGAAGAUGACCAAAAGCUGUAAAUGCAUUAACCACAAUCCAAAGAAGACGCUUGGUACUGAAAUAAGAGAAGACAACAGGAUCUCAAAUACUUUACAUCCAGAGGAUAUAAAUCUCAUUGUCAAUUGGCAUACAACUAAACUUAGUUUGUCCAAAAGAUAUAAUAAUUGUAUGGGGAAAAUUAGAAAAAAAGGUAGUCAUCUAUCAAAACAACCUAUACCUCAUUCCUUACAUACAAAAAGUACUGAACUAUCUUUAAUAAUGGAAGGAGUUCAAUUGUGA
Messenger RNA from Tupaia belangeri chinensis (Chinese tree shrew), 1628 nucleotides. It is a transcript of the gene ZSWIM2, whose product is annotated as zinc finger SWIM-type containing 2. Gene Ontology annotation, molecular function: zinc ion binding; ubiquitin protein ligase activity. The annotation marks the transcript as partial. The transcript has 6 exons. Lineage: Eukaryota; Metazoa; Chordata; Mammalia; Scandentia; Tupaiidae. The record is from RefSeq and is a predicted model, not a curated record.